UAUUUUCCUGAUUCAUUAUUUGAAAUAGCUGGAAACGCCGUAAACAAACUAAAAGAACCGAUUAGUUGGUCGUGGUCAGUAUCAAAUGUCAUAAAUUGGGUACAGUAUGGGUUAAAAUUGCCUCAAUACGUAAUAAUUUUCAAGGAGAACAAUAUUGAUGGUAAGAAAUUAAUUUUCAUUAACUGUCAAACGCUACCUUCUAUGCAUAUUACAGACUUUGAUCAUAUCAAGUAUAUCGCAAAAAACGUGAGACACCUGUACGGCUUGUCUCCGGACACCGAGUACCACAGCGGGAUCAAUGGCCAGCGGUCUGCGCACCGCGUGUACGGCCGAUACUACAUGCACCUGGCCACCAAUUAUUAUGGGGCCAGCGGGCGGCAGUCGGCCACGCGUGGCCGUGGUGCGCAGGAAACGCCGUCGCUUUUCGAUUACGUGCAAUCGACCGGCGUCGUGACAGACGCGCGACGUCGUGGCCCCCGGACGUCCGGUCGUCGUUCGGACGGAGGGCCGCAGUCCCCGACACACAGAACGCUGCUGGCUCGGUUGCCGGCCACCGAGUAUCUCCGGGGCGGACAGUGCGCGCAUGCCGAUCGGGCCGUAGCGCGGUUGCGUCCGAUGCUGCGGCAGACGUGCGUCGUAAUGGAAUCGCCGCGGCCGGUUUCGAAACGCUGA
This is a messenger RNA of Melanaphis sacchari, 672 nucleotides long. RefSeq lists its product as uncharacterized. The annotation marks the transcript as partial. The record is from RefSeq and is a predicted model, not a curated record. Gene Ontology annotation, molecular function: protein binding. Lineage: Eukaryota; Metazoa; Arthropoda; Insecta; Hemiptera; Aphididae. The transcript has 3 exons.